AUGCGCUCAACACUUGCCAUCGCCGCCUUUGCGGUCGGCGCGCUUGCCGUGCCCUACAACCAGGAGCGAAAGCGUGACGUUGUCACCGCCUGGGACUAUGUCACCGCCUACGACGUGGUCACCGUCACCGCCGGCCAGGAACCAGCUGCAACUCAAGAGAAGCCAAAGCACUACGGCCACCACAACUUCAACACUCCAGUGGCAUACACCACUGUGGUCACCACUUCAUCUCCCGCCCCAGUGAAGAAGCCAAAGGAGCAAGCUCCUCCAGGCUACUCUCCACCAGCCAAGGAGCCAAAGCCAUCGGUACCAUCUUACGGUGGCGGAUCAACUGACGCAGCACCAACUGACUACGCUGGCAAAUGCGUCUACCACCACAACAUUCACCGCGCCAACCACUCUGUCGGUUUGCUUGAGUGGGACUUGGGUCUCGCUUCCAUUGCCCAGACCAUCGCUGAGAGCUGCGUUUACGCACACAACACUGAGGAAGGUGGAGGUGGCUACGGCCAGAACAUCGCAGCCGGUGUGGAUGCCGCCAACGUUUCUGCCAUCAUCACCGAUCUGUUCUACAACGGUGAGGAGCCAUACUUUAGCGGCGAGUACGGCCGGGACGACCCAGACAUGACCAACUUCGAGCUCUGGGGUCACUUCUCCCAGAUCGUCUGGAAGGGCACCACCCACGUCGGAUGUGCCACGGUCGAAUGCCCCAACGGUCUCGCCAACACCGGUGACGGCGUCGAGCCAGUGUUCACCGUCUGCAACUACAAGAACCCAGGCAACUACGCUGGCGAGUACAGCGCCAACGUACUCAAGCCACUGGGCCACGCCACCGCACACUGGAACACGGGCUCGUCGUAG
Messenger RNA from Fulvia fulva, 858 nucleotides. Its product is annotated as Ecp57-1. Gene Ontology annotation, cellular component: extracellular region. The record is from RefSeq and is a predicted model, not a curated record. Lineage: Eukaryota; Fungi; Ascomycota; Dothideomycetes; Mycosphaerellales; Mycosphaerellaceae. The transcript is spliced from 2 exons. The coding region runs from base 1 to 858 and encodes 285 amino acids.